Messenger RNA from Annulohypoxylon truncatum, 2140 nucleotides. RefSeq lists its product as uncharacterized. Gene Ontology annotation, molecular function: acyltransferase activity, transferring groups other than amino-acyl groups. The record is from RefSeq and is a predicted model, not a curated record. NCBI's taxonomy places the organism in Eukaryota, Fungi, Ascomycota, Sordariomycetes, Xylariales, Hypoxylaceae. The transcript has a single exon. Bases 140 to 1585 code for a protein of 481 amino acids.
CGGGGAAAGACGGUGCCCUCAGACAUAGAUAGUUAGAUACAAUGUCGUUAACGUGUACAGACACCCACGAGUGAGGACAUUUCCCCCAACGACAACCAAAGGAUGGUAACGUGGCGCGCUUCGCCAAUAGCUUGUUACAAUGUCGGACACACGAAAAUUCGAGCUCAGUGCGAUGGACAACGUCAUGCCCCGUUUCUUCAUCAGUUUGAUCUUCACAUUCAGGCUGAAAGAUGAGGCGACAUACGAGCAGGUCCUCGAUGCGCUGCGGAAGAGCUUAGUAAAUGCGAGCGAAGAACUUCCUCUCUUGAGGCGGCGAGCUUUCGAAAUACCAGUCUCAGAUAGCAACAAGACGAUUGGGCGUUUAGAGGCGCGCGAGCACGUCGACUGGACUCCCGAAGUGGGCAGCAACGACUUGUCGGCCGUAUACCCCGACUAUGACGAGCUGAUGGACGAAGGACUCCCACAAGACAUGAUGGACGGCGAGUUAAUACUACCACCGGGCCGGAAAUCCAUCGACCUCGAGGCCGGCACGCCGCUGUUCCUCGUGCAGGCCAACUACGUCGAAGGCGGGUUGAUACUAGGCGUCUCCAUGUUGCACUCGCUCGUCGACGGCACGAGCGCCGUUCUAGCAAUCCGCACCUGGGCCAAACACAUGAGAAUCCAACAAGGGGAGGUUCCCCCCAAAUUUUCCAUCGCCGCCGAAUGCUGCGACUACAAGAAGAUAAACGACGUGUGGGAAGCAGCAGGCGCACCCGUAGCAAAAGGCACCCCCGAGGACUGGCGGCUUCUAGGCCUGCUCCCUCCCGGGGUUAGCGAGCCUCCGAUAAAACCCGCGCCGCCCAUGAUAACGAGCAUCUUCUACUUCUCAGCGAACGCGUUCGCACGCCUAGCAGCCGUAGCCACAGCCACUAACGACGAAAAGGGCGACGACACGCAAGAGCCCGCCACCGUGAACGACGCGCUCAUGGCCCUCCUCUGGCGCUGCGUCAUGCGCGCCCGCCAGACCGCAGCCCCGGACUCGCCAUCCUACAGCUCCCCCGACGCCGUCGCCGAGCUGGAUACCACUCUAGACGGGCGCGGCCUGCUCCGCGACAAGGUGCCGAGCCAGUACAUGGGCACGAUGGUGUACAUCGUGACGACGCGGCUCCCGUUCGCGGAGCUCGUAGCGCCGUCGACGCCGCUGCGCUCCGUCCUGCGCGCGUUCCGGCGCGCCGUGAACAGCGUCACGGGCGAGCGCGCGCUCGAGGUGUACGGGCUAGCGGCCACGCGGCUGCCCAGCUACGCGGCGGGGGCGCUGAAGUGGCCCUUCGCGACGUUCGACGGCGCCGAGUCGUGUUUCAGCAGUUGGCUGACGCUGCCGAUGCUGGAUAUCGCCUUCGGUGGUCGGCUCUUUGUCAACGGCGGCGUGCCCGAUCAUGUCCGGCCAGAGCGCCGGCUCCUAGAUCUCGUUUGCCGGAACUGCAACGUCUUUCCGCUGAGAGCCGAAGGCGGGGCUGAGGUGCUCAUUUCGUUGACUGCCGAUGAGAUGCCCCUGCUCGAGAGCGAUCCCGAGUUUCUCGAGUAUGCCCAGUUGUUGUGUCACUAGAAAGGCGACUAUGGUGCAUCAGGCUUUGGUAGGCACGAUGACUCACUACCUAGCUAUCCUAUCAUCUAGGUAGGUACCUAGGUAGAUAGGUAGAUAGUCGUCUCAAAGACUUAGACUAUAUAUAUAUUAAAAUAGAAGUAAAAAUACGGCCAGGGGUAACGGAAGCUUAAUCCAGAUCUGUUAUCAAAAGAUACUAGUAGAGCGUUCUCCACUCUUAUAUUCAAAUAACCACAUACAGACCACAUGUUAAUAUCCAGAUUAAGUACAUUUCAUAUUUCACUGGAAAUGUCAGAGUGGAUAAUAAAGUUGAAGGCAAUCUCAAGUCGCUCCUUCAUGGAUCAAUGAGCCUCGUACUAACGAAGUCUUGCACACUGUAUUAGCCCUAGGUUUGGAAGGCUCGGACCUACAGUGAUAGCGAUUUAUCCGCUAAGCUCUAGUGGACAGCCACUAUAGUUCAGAGAGCUUGGCCACUAAACCAAAGCGCCACACGGUACGAGCUUAAUACAGAUAUACGGUCCUAGCCAACGAGUAGAAAUGCAAAAAUUUUGACCUGAA